AUGCAAAUCAAAACUAUCCUUGCAGUCUUUGCCAUGGCCAGCUUGGCCUCUGCAGCUCCAGAACCCGAAGGCUUAGAAAAACGGGUCUGUUCAGGCACCAGAUUCUGCUGUAAUGCUUAUUUCCCAUUCAAUUUCCUCGUUAUUUCACACCUCGGAAGUGGCUGCGUGAAGACCCCCACCGCUGCCUGUACAUUCCCCAAAAAAGAGGCCUGCUGCUCCAAACCUCAACUUCAGUCUAACGGAGACCUUGCCUGCUUUAAAUAA
Aspergillus fischeri NRRL 181 is the source of this 264-nucleotide messenger RNA. RefSeq lists its product as uncharacterized. The record is from RefSeq and is a predicted model, not a curated record. Lineage: Eukaryota; Fungi; Ascomycota; Eurotiomycetes; Eurotiales; Aspergillaceae. The transcript is spliced from 3 exons. Bases 1 to 264 code for a protein of 87 amino acids.